AUGUCGAACUUUUUUAGGGAUACGUCCUUAGGGUUCAAACCCAGGCCCAACAUCUUCUCCAAACUGAGGGUGAAGGAGCCAUCGUCUGAGCAGGUCGCCAAUUUCAACCAGGAGGGGACUAUUACAGAUGACGAAAAUGACUCGUCGAUGAUGAGUUUCAUGAACAACCACAACACUAUGGAGCACACUACGUUGUUGGAAAUGAAUACCCCUGCUGACAAAAAUCGACAUGCUACAGAAAGUACCCCGAAGAAACCGGCUAAUGAUCUCAGCGAUGAUUUUGAGAUAACCGAAGUUCGGAAGAUAGAGGAGUCCACAGAGAGUAAAGCAGAGCCAGCUUCAGAGCCAAAACUGCAACAGGCAUCUAACCCCUACCCUCACGGCCAAUCUCAUGAGGCAUCAUCUAACGAUGUUCUUUUGGAGGCCUUCACGAACACGCAAAGAAUAUGUUCCAAUUUAAAACAAGAACUGCAAGCGAAGCAUAAUGAAAACGUUAAAUUGAAGGGCAGCUUGCAAAAUUAUCAGACGGAUAUAAAAAAACUGCAAGAUAAAUUUGAGCAGUACCACAGAUUGCUAUCUUCUUUACAAGAAAAGGCGACUUCUUUACAACAGGUCAAAAAUACUGAAAACUCCAAGCUACGAGACUUGACGGCGGAUUACGAUACCUUUAAAGGUAAAAUUACCGAAUAUAAAGGGGAGAUUAGUAGUUUACAUACAAAGUUCAAUGAAUUACAAACGGCCAAGAGAGAUUGCGACACGGAAUUGUUGAAGAGGACCAAAGAAAUAGAGUACCUACAGAGGGAGUUGGAUGAUUAUUCAGGCCAACUAAGCGAGGAAAAGAUCAAGAACGGUAAUAUAUUCAACUCAUUGCACCAAUUCAAAUCAGAGUUCAAAACGUUUUUGUUGGAUACUAUUGGUGAUAAACCAAAGGAAUUUAUGGAUACUUUACUCUCCCUCGAAUCAAGAGUUCAAGACACGAUAGACAAGCAGUUAUCGACACAAUUACGGGUAAACAAAGAUGACACACAGAAAUGUAUCACCGAUAUGGUACAUAUCUUUGACGAAAAGUACGACCAAGUCAAAAUACCCUUUUUAUCGAACCCAGUUCCUGUUGAACGUAUCGCGACUAACACAUUUUAUGAAUAUACAUUCUCCCCAUUACAAUCCUUACAAAAAAGAACUUUGCAAAAUAUAAGAGAAAUUAAGGAUCAUGUUGGCAACGCAAUUGAAGAUAGCUCUAUCAAAAGCGCAACCUCUAUCAUAAACAGCAUCGAUGCAGCAAAGAAGGAAACCACCGAGCAGCUCUUAAAUCAUGGAUCAGAGUUUCAACAGAGUUCUGCUGUCUUAUUGGAAAAGCUGGCCACAGUUUCCAGUUAUCUAGAAAAUGCUGCUCCCAAGCGAGACGAAAAGACGCAAGGUCUGAUUUUGGAAUUGUCAAGCGCAAUUGAGGGGUAUCAAACCAAGCUGACGUUUUCUAAAGAGUAUGAAGAGACCAUCAAGGGAUUGGAAGCACAUAUCAGUUCCUUGGAACAGCAGAUAACCGAAAAUAUGUCUGCUCUGGGCAGUAAGGAUGCGCAGUAUGAGGAGACCAUCAAACAAAUGGAAGAGCAAAAGAUUGAACUUUCUCAGCUGCGUACCCAAGAGACUGGCAAGAUGGAGGAAAACGUGCAAUUGAUCAAAGAGCUGGAACAGUGCAAGGCAGAAAAUAAAAGGAUUACGGAAAGCUUGAAGAUUGAGCGUGCCAAUUUUGAUAAUAAAUUGAUAUCGCAGAAUGGUAUCAAUAGUGUGCUAGUAUCUGAAAAUGACACACUUAAACAAAGAGUACUUGAACUGGAAGACUACAGACAGAAUGUUCAAAGGGACCAAACAAACAGACUGGACAAAUUUCAAAAAAUCAAUGAACAGUUGCAAAAGUUGAACGUGGAGUCGGUGCAACUGAAGGCCAGAGGAUUAGAACUGGAGGAGGAGAACAGAAAUUUGAGGAAAGAUUUGGAAAAUAGCACAUCAAAAGAAGAUGACAAUGCUCAGGAAGUACAAUCGCUACGGAAUCAGAUGUUGAACGUAAAUGCUGAGAAACAGGAGGUUUUGCUUGCAAAAUACAAAUUGGAGGACGACUGUGAGCGACUCCGGUCCAACAUUGAGAAAAUGAGACACAAAAUCAACACAUUGCAAGAGGAGCAGAAAAGGAAAGUGUCCGACCCGGAAACAAAAGAAAACGUAAACAUCGCGGUUUCACAACAAUGUCCAAAGUCUAAUCAGUUUACUGGAAGGGUAAAAAAGACCGCUCUCUCUUUAACGUCAAAACGUAGUGGCAGCAUGAAAGCAGGACAUGGGAAAUUGGAUACGUCAAACUCGAUUGAUCCAUUCAUUCAUCAUCCAGACAAACCCACCUCUCAAUAUCAGGACGACAAUCAGGACGACGAGUUUGACUUACCGUCCUCCUCUAAUGACGAUUUGGAACUGACAAACCCGUCCCCGAUCUACAUCAAGCCUGCCAACAAUAAAUUCAAAUCAUUAGGCAGCAUAAAACAACCAUCAAUUGCCACCAGAAAGAAACUACUGCUUGUGGACGAAUAUACCCCCAAAAAGGAAGACGCCCAAAGGAAGAGGAAACGCAAGAGAGUAUAA
Molecule: messenger RNA, 2628 nt
Organism: Huiozyma naganishii CBS 8797
Lineage: Eukaryota; Fungi; Ascomycota; Saccharomycetes; Saccharomycetales; Saccharomycetaceae
Gene: ZIP1
Product: Zip1p
Exons: 1
Coding region: 1-2628 (875 amino acids)
Source: RefSeq, a predicted model, not a curated record